This is a messenger RNA of Tachyglossus aculeatus (Australian echidna), 1828 nucleotides long. It is a transcript of the gene PLA1A, whose product is annotated as phospholipase A1 member A. Gene Ontology annotation, biological process: lipid metabolic process. Gene Ontology annotation, molecular function: lipase activity. The transcript is spliced from 11 exons. NCBI's taxonomy places the organism in Eukaryota, Metazoa, Chordata, Mammalia, Monotremata, Tachyglossidae. The record is from RefSeq and is a predicted model, not a curated record. The coding region runs from base 27 to 1652 and encodes 541 amino acids.
CCACGGUCCAGGGGUGACGCCCCGAGAUGAAAAGACGAUUCUCGGGGCCCCACCUCGUUCCCGCGGUGCGGGCGACGGGUGGGAGCCUGUGGGAGGAAGAGUCAUUUCCCGGGGAAGUUUGCUUUGGCCCCAGGAGGAGAAGACUUCGGCCGGCCGGCAUUCCCGGGCUUCUCCCGCUAAAAUCCCUGGGCCGGUUAAUGAUUGGCAAAUCCCAGGACCCAUCGCCCUCCAUCCCGGCCCGGGCUGGGCGGCCCCCUCGCAGCAGCAAGAUGGCCGGUGACCCCGGGAGGCGUCCGGCCCUUGGCCCUGGGCUAGGCUGGACCCUCUUGCUUCUCCUCCUCGGCGGGACUUCAGGGGAUGACCAGACAACACAGGCCCGGGCCUGCCCCGACUUCCAGAACGCCGGCCUUCUGCGCGGCGUCCACCUCAACGUCCAGUUCCUCCUGUUCACCCCAGCGCAGCCCAGCUGCGGGCAGCCCGUCAAGCCCGACCGGAGCUUCAGGGACUCCGGCUUCAACGGCUCCUUGGACACCAAGAUCGUCAUCCACGGCUUCAGAGUCCUGGGAAGCAAGCCGUCCUGGAUCGACCGGCUGGUCCGAACCGUGCUGCGGGCCCGGCCCGCCAACGUCGUGGCGGUGGACUGGGUGUCCGGGUCGACGGCCGCUUACUUCGCCGCCGUGGGCAACGUCAUGAAACUGAGCCUGGAAAUCUCCGGGCUCAUCCACAAAAUGCUGGAGAUGGGCGCCACGCCGUCGUCCAUACACAUCAUCGGGGUCAGCUUGGGAGCCCACGUCGGCGGGAUGGUGGGACACUUCCACAGAGGGCAACUGGGCAGGAUCACAGGGCUGGACCCCGCGGGACCCGAGUACACCAAAGCCAGUCUGGAGGAGCGUCUGGACCCCGGAGAUGCCCGCUUUGUGGACGCCAUCCACACCGACACUGACUAUCUAGGCAUCCGGAUUCCCGUGGGCCACGUGGACUACUUCGUCAACGGAGGCCAGGACCAGCCCGGCUGCGGAUUCUCCCUCACCUCAGGCUACGGCUACAUGAUCUGCGACCACAUGCGGGCAGUUUACCUCUACCUCAGCGCCCUGGAAAACCCCUGCUCCUUGACGGCCUUCCCGUGUUCCAGUUACGAGGAUUUCCUGGCCGGACGAUGCCCGAACUGCUCCGACCCCUUCCUGCAGGCCUGCCCCAAGAUUGGGAUGGAAGAUCAGGGGGGCAUCAAAAUGGAGAAAUUGCCCAAAGAAGUGAAGGUCUACUUGGGUACCUCAGCUGAGACUCCCUACUGUGUGUUUCACAGCCUGGUGGAGUUUCGCAUGGCGCACCGGGGAAACCGAGACACCACCGUCGAGGUCACCUUCUUCAGCAGCAAUGCCACCUCUUCCGGCAAAGUCACCAUACGCCGGCAGCAGAGGUGGGGCCGAGGGGUCGUCACCCACCCGGCCCCGCUCUGCCGGGUCACCCAGGUGAAGUUGAGGCUUCACUCCUUCCGUCGGACGUGGAGGAUGAGCGAGGCCACCAUGGACGUCACGUUCUGCGCCGCCCCCAUGCCCGUCAACAACAGAGAGAAGCAGUUCUGCCUGGCCCAGCCGGUGACCCUGAAAGCCGGCAGCUCCCUGUUCCGUGAACUGGACGUCGCCUGCGAUUAGGACGGAUUAGGAUUAGGAGGCUCCCACAGCCCCCGACGACUGUGUGGACGCCCACCCGGCCGUCCCCCUCUCCCCCCCAAAGGCCCUCCGGCCUCUCCGACUCUCCUCCGCCCUAGUGGGAUCCGGGGCGUCGUGUUCAUCCUUCUCAUCUAUAAUAAUCAUAAUCACAAUUGCAA